GGCGGCCGGUCAUUUGAGAGUGGGUGUUUGUUUUCAAAUCAAUCAUUUUUUCGAACGGAAAAUUUCCUCUCUCUCUCUCUCUCCCCCCUCUCUCUCUCUCUUUCUUUCUUCUCGGACACCGCUGGGAUCGGUGUUAGAGAAAACGGAAAGGCAGGCCGUUACAACAGGUCAAGAGUUCAAGUCCUACUUUCUCAGCUAUUAGGACCGUCUGUGGAAGGGACGUAGGGCCAUACUCAAAACACUACUUCGAGUGUGUUUGGCCGCAAUCACGGCCAUAUUCAUGCUUGUGCUGAUAUGAAUGAGCCGCAACCCCGCUGAGCAAACCAUCCCCCUUCCCUCUCCCCCCCCCCCCUUUUCAAGAACGUGAAGGGGAAUCCCGAAACUGCCGGGAAAAGAUUACUUUCUUAGGUCGCUGUUACUCCUUUUCUUCCCUUUCAGUCUGUUGCUUAUCACGAGUAGGUAGGUGAUUCAACGAGAUUCAUCCAUAAGAUGCUCCCACAUCCAUUGGUUCUGGACGCGAGCGGUAAUAGGCGGUCGCACGGUAGUUAUCCUGGUCAGUUCGAUUGCGUCGUCCUCUUCUAUUCAGGACUUGUUGAUCAGUUAGCAGGCAGAUCGGCAAUUUUGUGUUGACGUCAUCGGCCACAAGGACAUAUAGAAGGGAUAAAAUCCAAGAAAGAUAAUGAGGAAGAAGAGCCAGGUCGGACAUGCGCCAGUAGGAGGCGAAGGCGGGUUCCUUUCCUACCUCUCCUCUUUCUCUCUCUCUCACAAAUAUCCUAACAGAAUAUAGUGGAAGUGUUGGUCUUGUGCUUUCCCUCCCUCCUCCCUCUCCACGCCCCUUCACCCCUCCGUUCCACCUCUCCUCCCCCCUCCACCCUCCCCUCCAUACUUCCCUUCUCUAGGGGAGCCGACCUCCAGCUUAAAUAACACGGUAUAUGGAAAGACUAUGGUUUUUAUUCUUCAGGACUCGUCUCUCGUCGCACACGGAUAAUUGCUCGCAAAAGGAUACUGGCUCGGCUAAGGAUAACGGAUGCGAUAACGGUUAUGACAACGACUAUGACUUCGGCUAUGGCUGGGACGGAUCGCGCCGUCAGGAGAAAGCCGACUAAUAAGGUGCACGCCCCUGGGAAGGCAGCGAGCGAGAGGCUGCGGCUUUGACCACGGCCAUGGCUUAUGGCUAUAGCUACGGCUAAGGCCCUGGCUAUGACUUCGACUAUGACCGCGGCAAAAGGCUAUGGCUAUGACUAUGGCUCCGGCUAUGGCCACGGCCAUGAUCAUGACUAUGGCUACGGUCAUGAUCGCGGGUAUGGCUACGGUCAUGAUCACGGCUAUGGCUACGGCUGCGAUCACGGUUAUGGCGGUGGUUACGAGGGUCGCUGCUAGGAGGGAGAACCAACGAAUGCGCAUGCAUCUCACAGCCCACCGCACUGAAGUUCAGGCCGUCUGGCAUCUGAUCGUCAGGAGCAGAAAAGGUUCAGGGUCGGCAAUUGCCGACGGCCAUGGCCGUUGGCACCGGUGUUUGAUCAUGAGGAGCAGAAACGGUUAGCUACUGACACAGCCGUGUGGCCGCGGCUAUGGCCGCGGCUCUGACCUACAGCUACGACGCUAUGACUAUGACUAUGAUUGUCAGCUAUCUCAUCAUCAUGAGAAGCAGAAAGCGUCAGGUACGAGGAUGCACAACGGCCCCACGACAGCGCAACAGAACAGGAUAGGUCUUUCGUUACGCAACAGGAGAUAAGAAGUGGCAUUUUUUUGGGGAGAAAGUGUUGUAUGCAGUGCGGAGAGCGACAGCUAUGGAUAUGGCUCAUACACCAACUUGCGAAGACGAUCGUCAGUUGAAAGGCGCUGCCAUGUGCCAGGAAGAGGAGACAGUGUUCAGCGUGAGAUGCUCCGCGACCACCCUUCCCCCUGUCCCCCGACACACACACACACACACACACACACACACACACACAUUUUCAAAAAAAGAAGCGCCUCCAAGUGCGAGGUACAGUCACUUGAGAAUAGGUUAUCGUCAUCGUGAGUGACAGACGGCAAAGGAAUGCCUUUACCAGGCAGUUAUAUAGACUAUCAAAAUUGAAUUACCUUUUUCUAUAUCUCCCCAUCUCCCCACCUCCCCUCCCCAAACACACCCUCACACAAAACCUGCUGAUCAGUUGGUGCAAGUACGACGGAACAGUCUGGUACUGUUACGCUUUUUUUUUGUGGAGUUGUGUAUAGCGAACAUGACAACAAACACAGAAAAAAGAACGCACAAUUGUUUCGUCGGACCUUCAACCUCCUGAUGAGUCGGUGCGACGAAAUAGUCUGGCACAGAAAAAAGAACGCAUAACUGUUUCGUCGCAUAACUGUUUGUGGAGUUGUGUAGAGCGAGCAUGACAAUGCACACACACACACACACACACAGGAAAAAAAACGCGCGAGUCCAAGUGCAAGAUACAAUCAAUCGAUGAUAGGUAUAGGUUAUCAUCACUAUUGAGUAACGGUGCCAGCAAGCUACGACGAAGCUUGUUGACGACGAUGAGGAGGGUAGAAUCUGGGCGAGGGGAGGGGGAAGGAGAAAGGGGAGAGGGGGAGGAGAGGACGGGGAUUUGCUGGUCUCUAUGUCGAUAGGAAGGACCCUUCUAGAAAGACACAGCGCCAAUCCUUUGGGACCACUUCACCAUCCCGAGGGUAGAUCGGGGAUUGUACAUGGUCUUCUUCUCUUAUUAAAGAAGAAAAACGGGAGUACGAUGUCCGAAUGAACUGCAAACACGAGUUCAAUUCCAUGCUAUAAAUAGCAAACCGAGCUGCAAAUUGUCGAUAGAUAAUGAGGAAGGGAAUGGAUAAGAACAACAGAAAGCGGGCACGACUUCCAGACGCAGCAUUCGACUCCUGGGUGUAUAUGACCACAAAAGUGUCAUUGGACUUGUUACUAAAUGUAUCUGACCGCCGUUACGUCCGCCUUGCAUGCAUCUUACCGAUAACCAUGACGACUUGGAGAUGAACAGGGUGAUAAUAAUGGUGUAGCUGAGUUUCGAUCUUAUUGUUUUUUUCUUUUUUUUCGUCCGGGCAAGGGCCAGCCAAAGAGGAGAAAAUUGAGCACCAAAAGUGUUCAGCAGUUUGACUUGUCCUCCGGGACAUCCGUUAAGAAUGGGAACGAUACAGAUAAAAUUAGCAUGGCCCCUGCAGGGCAAGGAUGUCCCGCAUAAAUCGAUAAAGGCAGUUUGACUUG
Chara braunii is the source of this 3211-nucleotide messenger RNA. Lineage: Eukaryota; Viridiplantae; Streptophyta; Charophyceae; Charales; Characeae. The record is from the annotation of a GenBank genome assembly.